AUGCGACACAGCGGAACGCUUUGUGAUGUGACGCUGCACGUGGCCGGCACUGAUCUGCUGGCCCAUCGUGUCGUUCUGGCAGCCACUUCCGCAUAUUUCAAUGCCAUGUUCAGCUGUGAAAUGCUGGAAAAGAGCCUCGAUCGAGUGAGCAUCAAGGAGGUGGAGCCGAUGGCGCUGCAGCUGCUCAUCGACUACGCCUACACCGGACAGAUUGAGAUCACCGACGAGAACGUGCAGUGCCUGCUGCCGGCGGCCAGUUUGCUGCAGAUGGACGUGAUCAGGGAGGCCUGCUGCAGCUUCCUCCUCCGCCAGCUGGACGCCUCCAACUGCCUCGGCAUACGCCUCUUUGCGCACACCCACUCCUGCGAGGAGCUGCAGGUGACCUCUCACCAGUACGCACUGAACAACUUCAUGAAGGUUUCCCAGGAGGAAGAGUUCCUCCUCCUCUCCUUUGAGGAGAUCAGCAGUCUGGUGUCGAGCAGUCAGCUGAAUGUGACCGACGAGGAGACGGUCUACGGGGCGGUGAUGCGCUGGUUGAAGCACAAUCUGAACGAGCGAGAGAAGCACUUUGCCAGUCUGCUCAGCUACGUCCGCCUGCCGCUGCUCUCGCGCGAGUACCUCCUCAGUCAGGUGAUGGGCGAGAGUCUGAUCAGGACGAACUCGGAGGCGAAGGAUCUGCUGAUUGAGGCGAUGCGCUACCACCUCUGUCCGGCGGAGAGGGCGGCGGUGGAGCACAACGCUCACAACGCCCGCACCACCACUCGCCGCCCUGAAGGCCUGCAGCCGGUGAUCUUUGCCAUCGGAGGCGGUUCACUCUUCUCGACAAUCAACAGUGAGUUCGAGUACUACUGCCCGGUCAGUGACCGCUGGACCUACGUGCAGAGCAGUCAACGGCGCUCCCGUGCCGGACUGACGACGCUCAACAACAGGCAGAAGAUUGUCGUCAUCGGUGGCUACAAUGGCUCGAAGGAGCUCAACUCGGUGGAGACCUACUCGCCGCUGAGCAAUGUCUGGGAAACGGGGGCCAGUAUGGGCAGUCCGCGCAGCUGCUUUGGUGUGUGCAGUCUCAAUGGGAACCAAGUGGUGGUCGCCGGUGGAUUCGAUGGAAACGCCGUUCUGAACAGCUCGGAAAUGUUUGACGCCUACGCUAACGUCUGGUACUCCUAUCCAAAUCUGGAGAUCAGAAGAAAGUACUGUCGUCUGGUGGAGCUGAAUCAGUCCAUCUAUGCGGUGGGCGGCUUUGACGGCGUCAACUACCACUCAUCAGUGUCCCGAUUUGAUCCAAGGGAGGGAAAGUGGGUUCGUGUGGCACCGAUGAUCACGCCUCGAAGCAGCUGUGGGGCGACUGUGCUGGCUGGCAAGGUGUACGUCAGCGGCGGCAACGAUGGCAACUCCUGUCCUCUGAGCAGUGUCGAGCGGUACGACCCGACCAUGAAUGCCUGGGAGAGUGUCGCCUCAAUGCAGACCAGACGGAGCACGCACGACCUGGUUGAGGUCAACGACGCUCUGUACGCCAUUGGCGGCAAUGACGGCAGCAGCAGUCUCAAUUCAAUGGAGAAGUACUGCCCGGUGGUGGCGCAGAACUCCGCCAAGUGGACUCCAGUGAAGGCAAUGAACCUGAGGAGAAGCAACCUAGGGGCGGUGGUUCUCUACUGCCAGGACCUGGGCUCCUCCUUUGGUCGUCAGGAGGAGACGAUGCUUUCCUCGGCUGCCUCCCAUUCCACAGUGACCGACACUGAAGUGGCCAUGGACAGAAAGUCCAAUGAAGACAUCAGUCUUCUGCUGCCGCCCGUCUAG
Messenger RNA from Rhagoletis zephyria (snowberry fruit fly), 1797 nucleotides. The record is from RefSeq and is a predicted model, not a curated record. NCBI's taxonomy places the organism in Eukaryota, Metazoa, Arthropoda, Insecta, Diptera, Tephritidae.